AUGGUUACUUCAACUCCCUAUUAUGCACAGGCUAAUGGGCAAGUAGAGGCAGCAAAUAAGAUAUUGAUUGGCUUGAUUAAAAAGCAUAUCGAGAAUAAACCUCGAAUAUGGCAUGAGACUUUAAGUCAAGUAUUAUGGGCUUAUCGAAAUUCACCAAGAGGUUCGAUAGGGACUUCACCUUAUGAAUUGGUGUAUGACCAUGAUGCAGUGUUACCAUUAGAAAUUAAUUUGAAUACUUUAAGAGUAUCAAAACAGAAUGAUUUGACAGUCGAUGAUUAUUGGAAUGCAAUAUUUGAUGAGUUAAAUGAGUUAGACUCAGAGCGAAUCUUGGCACUUGAUAAUGUAAUUCGACAAAAAGAAAGUGUUGCUCGAAGUUAUAAUCGUCGAAUUAAGGAGAAAUCUUUCAAGAUAGGUGAGUUAGUUUUGAAAGUCAUUUUACCGAUGGAAAAGAAAUCAAGAUUCUUGGGUAAGUGGUCCCAUAGUUAG
Molecule: messenger RNA, 486 nt
Organism: Arachis ipaensis
Lineage: Eukaryota; Viridiplantae; Streptophyta; Magnoliopsida; Fabales; Fabaceae
Biological process (GO): DNA integration
Molecular function (GO): nucleic acid binding
Source: RefSeq, a predicted model, not a curated record